This is a messenger RNA of Etheostoma cragini (Arkansas darter), 3503 nucleotides long. RefSeq names its product leucine zipper-EF-hand containing transmembrane protein 2 (gene letm2). The record is from RefSeq and is a predicted model, not a curated record. Lineage: Eukaryota; Metazoa; Chordata; Actinopteri; Perciformes; Percidae. Gene Ontology annotation, cellular component: mitochondrial inner membrane. Gene Ontology annotation, biological process: intracellular monoatomic cation homeostasis. The transcript is spliced from 11 exons. Gene Ontology annotation, molecular function: ribosome binding. Bases 289 to 1824 code for a protein of 511 amino acids.
ACAUCCAUGCAUGUACGGUACGACCUUUCAGUGCGUCUGCCUGUGAAGGCUGCGCCUACCGAGUGGACGUGAAGGAGCCGAAACACGACAAUUUAAAAGCAUAAACCCACUGUUAAUGGGUUUAUUAGCACAUCAGCCGUUGCUUUCGUCGCUCCCGUUUACCUCGACCGAUUGUUUUGGAUGGAUUAUAUUAUUCACGUCUCACCGAGAAGCCUUACAACGCCCAGUCAGCAGCGGCAGCCAUAGCUCCGUCAUUGACACUGGAGAAUACUGUAAUCUGCCUCUGCAAUGGCCGUCUUCAGUCACCAGGUGCUCCUCGCAGUGACAAGAUCAAGGGGAUCGUACUUAUUAUCCAAGAGGCACAGCUGCUCCUCUCUGCCUUCCAAAGCCUAUCUCCACAUAGACCCUUCUCGCCAGGUCUCGUCCUUCACACUCAGGCACUCCCGCUACGGCUCCCCCCACGGUUACCGAGACCACGCCCUCGGCAGUGGCCACAACUCCGCCCUGCUUGUCCGCUCUCUACACAGCUCAGGUAUUUGGCUCCAAGACAUAAAACAGGAGGACACUAAAACUUCACCAGCUGCUGCCCAGGAUGCUUCUCUAGGAGCUAAAAAGGACUCUGUGGCCGCUGUACCCCAGUCCCCACCUCCAUCAGUUCCCUCUCCGCCGUCCUCCGCCACUACAACUGCCGCCCCUCCGGUGAAGGAGAGGGCAGUCGUGAAAAAGGCUCUGUAUCAGAGGAUUGUGGAUGAGUUGAAGCAUUACUACAAUGGCUUCCGGUUACUCGGCAUUGAUAUCAAGAUUGCUGGCAGGAUGGUGUGGAGGCUGCUGCACGGACAACUGCUCACACGGAGGGAGAGGAGAAGGCUGUUGAGGACCUGCGCUGACCUGUUUCGUCUGGUGCCCUUCACAGUGUUUAUCAUUGUUCCUUUCAUGGAGUUUCUUCUUCCUGUCUUCCUAAAACUCUUCCCAGAAAUGUUGCCCUCCACCUUUGAGACAGAAACCAAAAAGGAGGAGAAGCAGAAGAAAGGUCUGGCAGCUAAGUUGGAGCUGGCCAAGUUUCUCCAAGAGACAAUUGCUGAGAUGGCUCGAAGGAAUAAAGCAAAAGCUCAAACAGAAGAUGAGACACAGCGCUUCUCUACAUAUGUACAGAAGGUUCGGGGCACAGGCGAGCAGCCCACCACCAAGGACAUUGUCCGGUUUUCGAAGCUGUUUGAGGACGAGCUGACGCUGGAGCACCUGGAGCGCCCCCAGCUGGUGGCUCUGUGUAAACUGUUGGAGCUGCAGCCCAUCGGCACUAACAACUUGCUGCGUUUUCAGCUGAUGAUGCAACUCAGAACCAUCAAGUCCGACGAUGAGAUGAUUGCAGCAGAGGGUGUGGCAGCUAUGAGUGUGUCAGAAUUACAGGCAGCGUGUCGUAGUCGAGGGAUGAGGUCUCUGGGUCUCACAACCGACCAGCUACAUCAGCAGAUGCAGCAGUGGCUGGACCUGCACCUGAAAGAGAAUGUUCCUCCAUCGCUGCUGCUGCUCUCUAGAGCCAUGUACCUGACUGACCUCAAACCAAAACCUCCAGUCAUCCCGCCUGUUCCCAAACUAGAGAAAGCUAACCCGCCUCCAGUGGAGAAUACAGGAACAAACACAACCUUAGUCAGCACUGACAUGUUGGCGGACCCUGCCGUCAUUAUCAAAGAUAGACCGGUGGAAGAGAUAAGAGACAAGGCUCCUGUGUUGUCGGACAAACCUUUGACGCCUGCUGAAGUCCUUCAGGCUAAAGCAGCAACAGAGGUGUCCCAGAAGAGCAAGAUGAGUGCCAACGGUGUGUAAAGUGGAGCAGGAGCCUCUGGACUGAAGGGAGGAUGGACUCAGCUCUGUGUCUUCGGGGGUGAGAUGGAUGACGGGGGUGUAUGCACUGGCUCCGUUCAGCAUUGUGUCUGACAUUGAUGAGACAACUCAUCUAGGAGUCGUGUUCCCUCCUUGUCCGUCUUUCUUGUUGACCUAAUGUCCUGGAUGCGGCGCCCGAACCACCCACGGCAGAGCCCGGUCAACUGUGUUUGAUGGUGUCUCUUUACAGUCUAGAUGGUCUCUUCCUCCUGUAAAUUUGUAGAUAUCCUGUAUAUUUUGUCUCUGUCUUACAUCGCAGCAGCAGCAGCUUUGUACAUUUUGCUAUGCAAAAAAAGGCUCUUGAAAAUGUUUUUCUCUCUUGGCAGUUUCAAUUUGUUUUAUUUGGAAACCUUUUUUGCUCUUCUUCAGGAUAUAAGAGAAGUCAUCUUUUUUUCCAGAUAAAUGUUGCUGAACUUUUUGGCUCAGUAGCUGUCCCACAUUCAUCUUUGCUCAGUAAACUGGACCAUACUGAUGGGCUGAAGCAGACGGCACGUUCUGAACCCGCGAUUGAAUAAAAAUCAAAAGGUUCAGUCAUUUUGUCAUGAUCUCAUUUGGUGCAGCUGCAGAUUUGAACCAGCCCUGACUCUAAACAGGGUGACAUUGUGUAGUUGCUUGCUGCUGUGAUUAGCAAAUAAAGACUAUAUGCUAUAUUAUAAGAGAGGUCGCUCCUUAAACCCAGAGGUGACUGUUGUAAAGUGCAGUCUGACGUCAGUGGUAAACCACUGAACAGACAAUUUGUAAAAACAAGGAAUGUGCAGAUUUUGUUUACAUAAUACAGUGUAUGAAUUGUGUUUGAACACUAUGAUACCAAUAUAUCUUCAAACUGAAAAGAGCAAAUUGAUGUUAUCCAAUAAGCUAAUUAUUGAAAUGGGGGAGAAAUGUAGCAAACAAAUGAGAUUGUUAUUUUUUGGUAUUGUGGCCCUAAAAAAUAAAUAAAUGUAAAGCAAUAUGAAUAACUGUCUUACUGCAUUGUAUUACCCCAAAAGCUGUAAUUGAAAGGUUUACCACACAAAUGUGUACUGUAUAAUUUUUUAUGUGUUUGACAGUGCUUAUUAUCCAUCCCUCCUUAUGCAUCUGACAUUGUUGGAGUACCUUUGUCUCCACACGUUUUUCCUUUAUAGCUAUUAAUCCAUAGGCACAUCCCAGUAGGGGAUUCCAUGAAUAAAAGGAUAUUUUUUAAACAAAAAAAAGAUUGCUAAUGAAGAUUUAUAUUAUUGGUUUUACAUAUGUGCCUAAGAUAAAAGGUCGAUUGUGUUUGCAUUUUUCGUCAGGACAGAUUUUCUACAUUGUACCGUUGUCCGUUUUUGAUUGAUCAUCACCUCAGUGUGUUUACAGCCCCCCAGUUGCACCUUUUCUCUUUAGUAGAAUGUCUCCCCUGUUUCCCUUCCCCAUUUGAUCCAUGUAUAAAUCCAAGUGUUUCACCUGUGUUGAUACUGAUGAAAAAGCAAUCACCUUUUCAAUCAGCUCUGCACUCGUGAUGCAAAGGAGAUCAAAAACUUAAAGUAAAAGAUCAAAAUCCAAAUAGUUGCUUUUUCAUCUCUGGUGUGUGCUCCAUAUUUGAAAGAAAAUCUAACACAUUUUGAGUAGAUGUAAAACAAUUUAUGCAACAUUUAUUGCAUUUA